AUACUUUGAACAGCGAACGUUUGUUUAACAGGUUUGGAGCGAUAGAGACCAUAUGGGGUGGAGAGUGACGUCACACAGCCAAAAGAAAAAGGCUUAAUAUCUCAAACACCAAGCCAACUCACACGAAUGGCAUAGUUCUGGGGGGAAAAACCGGAAACACACACACACACACUCGCUCUCUCUCGGCUUAUAAAGGACCACGCUACAGAAGUCGGUGCAGCUGGAGGAGAGGAACGGAACGGAGGGAGCUUCUCCCCCAGAAAAAUGCUUGGAAGGAGAAGUCUCGCGCAUGUCACCGGGCGCAGUGCGGAUCAUUUCAGCGCUUAAAAAAAACUAAAAAUGUUGGACGGUGUCGUUUCUCUGAGCGCGUGCGACGCUCCGUUGCUGCAGCCCGUCUGGGACGGGAUCCGUGAGCGCUCCGGAGUGCGCGCGGCGCCGCUGUGGAGCGCGUGCCUGGCCUUCUCGGCUCACGUGCUGUUCUCGACGCUCUUCCUCGGGCUCGAUGUGCUCGGCUCGCGCGUGCCAUGGAUCAGUCGGUACAGGAUACACGGAAAGCCGGUCACCGUGCGCGACUGGUUUCGGUGCCUCGCGCGGAUUUCGUGGAAGUACGCGCUGUGCGUCUUGCCGGUGAGCGCGUGCAUCGGUUUCACGCAGACGCGCUCCGGUUUCGCGCAGCACGAGCGCGCGGCGGCUGCUGCUACUGCACCGUCGCUGCUCGUCGCGUGCUUGGAGUGUUUUUCGUGCUUGCUCGUGUUCGACACCUUCUUCUUCGUGGCGCAUUACACCAUGCACAGAAUCCCCUGGCUCUUCAGGAUCUUCCAUCAGCCUCACCACAUGAACAGACACCCUUUUGCACUCGCGGCUCAGGACUCGAGCAUCACGGAGCUCGUCUCUCAGCAGCUGCUGGCCGUGUGGAGCACCGUGCUGGUGGGCUGCCACCCGCUCAGCGAAAUCCUCUUCCACCUGCUCAACAUCUGGCUGGCGGUGGAGGACCACUGCGGUUACGACUUCCCCUGGGCUCUGCACAGGUUACUGCCCUGCUUCGGAGGGGCUCCUUUCCACCAGGCCCAUCAUCAGCGCGUUACAGGGAACUACGCGCCGUACUUCACACACUGGGACCUUAUAUUUGGGACGGCAAUAAACACGUGAACAGACGUUUACUUUGGAAAGAGCUGGAGAUGAGGAUAUGGAUUUAAAAAAAACCCAACUUGUGAAUGUUGAUUUGCACUAAGAUCACGUCCACAUGUCCAGCGUUUCAUUGUUUGGUCCAUGACUGCAGGAAACUAUAACAUGGCGAUUCUGAUUGAAAUCAUUGCAUUGUUUUGUUUAGUCAACUAGUCAAUUAGUCAACAUGUUGAGUCCCUGAAAAUGAAGCGUUUCAUAACAGAGAUAUUUUUGUGUGAGCAGAACAAAAAAACACCCUUGUGUGUUGAAAAAACGUGUUAGGACUCGUUUUAUCACGGCCGCUAAUCAGGCUGUUAUUUCAUGGUGUGUAAUUAUUUAUCUAAUAACAUGAUUGCAGUUGAAUUUCACUUUGUUUUAUUAUUACACCCUCAUGUGGAGAAUAUGAACGGUGUUGCACUGCUCCUGAAUCCAACGCUCAGACGCUACAAACCGCUGAGAAUGCAGAUUUCAGUCGCGUUUAAUUUGCAUUCGUUUAUAACCUUAAGCACAUUAUCAUCAGUUCACACGUAUACUGUAUUUAAGAACUUGCUGUUUUCCACAUUUCACCUUCUCUACCGCUCAGUACACAGCUAACAUUAUUCUUGAUGCGUUUGAGUAACAUUUAAUGACGCACUAGUGCACUGGCUUGCUCACGUGAGCGUUAUUUAAUCAGUUUUACAUUUUCACGUGGAUGGAGCUGUUUUCAAAAACGCACAUUCACAUUUCACGUGAAUGAGAUUAUUUUGAAGUGUAAAAAACCUGCAUUUUUUAAAAAUAUCUGUAUACCUGUGGGCGGAGCCUGACUAUAACAUCAGGAUCGUUAUUGUUCAUAAACUGAUCAAUUUUCAUGUAAUCUGUUUGCAGUAAAAGCUUUUUUUUGGGCGAUCCUAUCAAAGUUAUCCUAUCAAACACAGUCCAAAAAUUUUCCUUUUUUUCCCUCCAGCUAUUGCACUUGCAGUCUUUCCGAAUUUGAUGUGAAAACUGUGGACCUGGCAACCCCGGUGCUCCGUGUGGCACAUGUUUCACUUUAACCAAAAUUUCAGCCAGCUCUGUGAGAAUGCACACUCUGAAUUUAAUUUAUUCAGUUUUUUAAGUGAAUGUGAACACUUGGAGUAAUCACAGAAUGACGGACUCUUUGGAAAAGUCUUCUGAACAGGAAGUAACCCAAAGAAUGUUGAUUAAUCUGACCUUUAUAAUGACCUUGCUGUUAUAAUCACACGUGCCACAGCAUCAUCACUGUACAGAUAAAUCAGCUCGUGAGGUGGUCAUGUGAUCACAUCAGCAUGCAGUGAACAUUCAGAGUUGAAAAGAAACCUGUAAACUCUGUUGUCCUGCAUUAUUUAAUCUACAAGAGUUUUAUCUUGAAGAGACAUUAUUUUAUUGCAUACAGUACUGUGCAAAAGUCUUAGCCCCCAAUUCUUUUUUUAAUGCAAAUUUUAUUUUAGAUGUUUAUUUGAUAUCUUCUGCAUUAUUGCAUUAUACAUGAAAAGCAACUAUAUACAAAUAUAUAAAAAGUAGAUUUAGAAACACUAUUUUUUCCAAAAAAAAAAAUUCCGCAGCAAAACCUUUGUGUGCCAGUACAGAAAGUAUAAUAUAUAAAGAGUAACACUGUUAGCACGCUGAAGUGGAUUAUUUUUCUAUCUGGAGUGUGUUAUUCCGCUUAUACCACAGCGAUUCACCAAAAAUUACAAUGUUUACUUUAUUACUGAACUACACAUCACUAAUUUUAACGGUUUAUAGUUAAGAUUUAACGUCCAGGAAUGUCUUUUAUGUUGUAGCAGCUAUAAACAGUGUUAUCUAGUGUUAUAACAUGUUGCCUAGAAGCCGCCAAAGAAACGUAAACUCCUCUGUACUGAUGAUGUCAGAAAACGUAGCAUGUGACUGUUCCAAAGCGCUGACACUGGAGACUCCUUCCAUAAAUGUUAAACAAACAUCCGCUAUAGAAACGCUAACGUAUCAGAACGAGUGCAUUAAUAUAAACCUGCUGUUUACGUUACAACUGGAACGACUGUCUGAGCCAUGAUCUUAUACCAAAAUAAAGCACACAUUCUGACCAAUCAGAUUCAAGAAUUCAAAUGCGCUGUAGUGUAACACAUAAGAAACCUCUUUUCAGACAAACACUAAUGAAGGCUGUCAGGUUUCAGACAGAAGCAAGUGCAAGUCUCCAGACCUGUUAGAUUCUCCAAAACACUCACCAACAUACCAGUUCGUUUCUUUAUAAAACUGCGCAAAAAGUCUACUUGAAACUACUGAUACAGAUUUUAAAAGUAAAGGAUCGUCACACCAGAUAUUGACUUUGUUUAGUUUGUUACUGUUUACUGCUUUUUAUCGAUGUUUGGCUUGAUUUUUGAAGGCGUCACUGCUUUACAGCAUUGCUUUACAAUGUGCCUUUGGCUAUUAUAUAAAUAUUCCUUCAGUCUGUAAUGUAAAUGAUAUCUAUGUUUAUAUGCACUAAUGUCUGGAUAAAAGUAUAAUAAUAUAAUAAAUAAUAAUAAAAGUACAGGAUGUCCUGAAACUGUCAUGUUGUUGUACUAUAAUGUAUUGUUUAAAAGAGCCACUUUUUUCACACCACAGUUUAAAGAGUUAAAAUAUCU
Pangasianodon hypophthalmus (striped catfish) is the source of this 3758-nucleotide messenger RNA. RefSeq names its product cholesterol 25-hydroxylase like 3 (gene ch25hl3). The record is from RefSeq and is a predicted model, not a curated record. Gene Ontology annotation, biological process: cholesterol metabolic process; sterol biosynthetic process. NCBI's taxonomy places the organism in Eukaryota, Metazoa, Chordata, Actinopteri, Siluriformes, Pangasiidae. The transcript is spliced from 2 exons. Bases 340 to 1149 code for a protein of 269 amino acids. Gene Ontology annotation, molecular function: steroid hydroxylase activity; iron ion binding; C-4 methylsterol oxidase activity.